CGAAUUUCUGGGAACGUGCCGGAAAAAUUUUCGGGAUAAACAACAAGUGCACGUUCUGUACUGUCUGCGUCCCGGAAAGUACAUUCUCGACGACCUAGCCGCGCACCAGAUUCUCGCGCAGGCACAGCAGCUGCGGAAUUUGUACACCGAGAAACUCGCGCUGACGACCUUUGUGGAGCGCUACCAACUCCUCGGAGAAAACAUUGCUGACGUGGCGAACCUGCUGCCUCCGCAGCAGCUCUGUCUCGAAGUCGCGCUGCAGGCCGGGCUCGCCCUCUCCGAAAUCCACUUCUCCAAGGAAAGGGUAUUUCAAAGAAGAUUCAUCAUAGUAAGACGAAGACUGUGAGGACUCAUUCGUGCAUCUCUAUCUGUGACUGUGAUGAACAUGAAGUGCAGCAAGUGCAGAUGGACUUGCGCAUGCACGUGACUUUUUCUACGUAUUUGCAUUCGUUUUUUUUUGCAGCAAGAUCAACACGCAAAAUUAGUAAACUGACUCUAUCACAAAACUCCCAGGCGACGGUGAACGAAGCGCGCGGCGCGCGGGACCAACCGAGAUUUGUCUUCUUGAAGAAGUCCGGGCGUUACGAGUUGGACCGGAGAAAGGCGGCGCUUCUGGACGCGCUGCUCCCGAAAAUUGCCUACAUCAAGUCCUACGUUCGCGGCAAGCAGGCCAAGGAGUACGUGAAACAGCAAAGAAGCUUGGCGAGAAAAAUUCAGGCGCUCACGCGCGCCUGGUGCGUGCGACACGGGAGAAGGAAAUCCGAAGAAGCAAAAAACCUCCUGGUCGGCAGCUGCCUCCUUCUCCGCCUCCGCAUUCGCGACUGGUGGCUCGAGCGCUGCGCGACGCGGCUGCAGGCAAAUUUUAG
Messenger RNA from Amoebophrya sp. A120, 866 nucleotides. The record is from the annotation of a GenBank genome assembly. NCBI's taxonomy places the organism in Eukaryota, Dinophyceae, Syndiniales, Amoebophryaceae.